Aspergillus caelatus is the source of this 2888-nucleotide messenger RNA. RefSeq names its product mRNA-binding protein PUF3. Bases 86 to 2731 code for a protein of 881 amino acids. Gene Ontology annotation, molecular function: mRNA 3'-UTR binding. NCBI's taxonomy places the organism in Eukaryota, Fungi, Ascomycota, Eurotiomycetes, Eurotiales, Aspergillaceae. Gene Ontology annotation, biological process: nuclear-transcribed mRNA catabolic process, deadenylation-dependent decay. The record is from RefSeq and is a predicted model, not a curated record. The transcript has 5 exons. Gene Ontology annotation, cellular component: cytoplasm.
GGUAGUUGGAACGAGUUGAUCAAGCAAUUGACAGUACUGGGUACAGGUACGGUCAAGUCGAAGCUCGAACGUCACUCCAUCCAAUAUGGGUGGUGAACGGAAUCGUGGAAGCCAUGGCGGUAUGGGGCAGCCUUUUGGUGGCGGGAAGGCGAGCUGGAAGAAUACCAUCUGGGGUGACAAUCUAGGAGACCAGCAUGCUGGUGAUAAGGCCUUUGAAGGCAAGGCCGGCUCCAGCUCUUUGUUGUCAUCGUCCGAAUCGGAUGGGUGGAACGGUCGCCCUAAUAUGCCUUGGAGUACCGUGAAUACAUCUUCAAAUGUUCUCGCUAGAGCGACAAAUAACAGUAUGACAACAUCGCCCAUACAAACACGGGCGGGUGACCGUGGAACAGGUAGCCUUGCAGAGGCCGGUGACUCCUCGUACUUUACAUUACCCCGAUCGGCGGCAAUCGGCGGCACUGCUGGAUCGACAAAUCAUAAGGCGUAUCUCAACACCGGAUCGGAGGGUAUUUCUCCUUCUGGAGAAGGUAUCGCAUUUUCUGGGUUUGGGAAUUUCAGAAAUACAGAGAGCCGGCGACAUGUCAACGCUUCUGCCUUUGGGGGUAGCCCUGUUGGAUCUGUGUUCCCGAUGAAACCAGGAUUUUCCAGCCCACUCGAGAGUAGUAGACCGGAUGAAAUGCCGCCUAUGUCUGCUUUGCCCCAGGGCUUGCCCGAGACUGUCGCGCCGACUCUCGGCCGCAACUCUUAUACGCAUGCGUCACACAACUCGGCAUCCUUCGCGCCUCAGAGACCAGUACAUUCUUCAUACCCAUCGUUUCAUUCCGAGAGCCAGGGAUUCGAGGGUCGAUAUGCCGGCGGCCCUGCUGACAUCAAUUCUGGUCUAAGUAAACUCCACUUCACCGAAGGUAGCUACUCCGCACAUCCUUCCAGUACCCGCCCCGGGUAUUUGUCGCACCCAUCUUUGGAUGGUUCUUUCCAGCGCUUGAAAUACCAGGGUGAAGAGCCCGCCUAUCAAGGGGCUGGCUACGCAAGUGAAGGCACUUCAGAUGUUCAGCUCGGAUACCAAGCUCCGAGAAACCGAAUGGGAGAUAAUCAGAUCUCGCCGACAGAGUAUGCCAGGGUGGAAAGCCCACUGUAUGCUGCGCUUGAUAAUGGGUCUGUGCACGUUCCACAUUAUAACAAUGCGUCUGCUCGUUUAUCUGACGCACAGGCUGCUGCUUUGGAGCGCCGCCUGCGAGAGCAGGAGCUGGCUCAACAAGCAAUCAACCCGCUUCAAAGACUGCCAUUCACCCCUUACGACCUUGCUCGCUAUCCAGGCACAGGAAUAAAUGCUUUGUCAGGAUUCUAUCCGGUCGCCCAACUUGGCGCAGCCGCCCUGGCAACUAGGGGCCACCGCGACCACGAUCCAUCCCAGACUGUGCGAAGUCCAGUUCUAGAGGAGUUUAGGGCGAAUAGCAAGGGGAAUAAACGAUAUGAACUUAAGGAUAUCUACAACCACGUCGUCGAAUUCAGUGGUGAUCAACAUGGAUCGCGUUUCAUCCAGCAGAAACUGGAAACGGCUAAUAGUGAUGAGAAGGAGCAGGUUUUCCGUGAGAUCCAGGGUGAUAGUCUGCAGCUGAUGACAGACGUCUUUGGAAAUUAUGUUGUACAGAAGCUCUUCGAGCAUGGCAACCAGACGCAGAAGAAGAUUUUGGCAAAUCAAAUGAAGGGACAUAUUCUGGCUUUGUCUACUCAGAUGUAUGGAUGUCGCGUCGUCCAGAAGGCCCUUGAGCAUAUCCUCACGGAUCAACAAGCUUCUAUGGUGAAAGAACUUGAACACCAUGUUUUGCGAUGUGUUCGGGACCAGAAUGGAAACCAUGUUAUCCAAAAGGCUAUUGAAAGAGUGCCAUCUGAGCAUGUUCAAUUCGUCAUCAAUGCUUUCAUUGGUCAGGUCGAGAAGUUAGCCACUCAUCCAUAUGGCUGUCGUGUCAUCCAACGGAUGCUGGAACACUGCAAGGAAGAGGAUCGCGAGGCGAUCCUUGCUGAGCUCCACGUCUGCACCGCCAAGCUGAUUCCCGACCAGUUCGGUAACUACGUCAUUCAGCAUGUCAUUGAGAAUGGCGAGGACAAGGACCGAACCCGUAUGGUGACAAUUGUUAUGUCAAACUUGUUGACCUACUCGAAGCACAAGUUUGCAAGCAACGUGGUGGAAAAGAGCAUCGAAUUCGGUCAAGAGUCUCAACGUCACCAAAUCAUCAGCAUGUUGACGUCCACCGAUAAUAAUGGGGAAAACCCCUUACUUGGCCUGAUUCGUGAUCAGUUUGGCAAUUAUGUCAUACAGAAGGUUUUGUGUCAGCUGAAGGGUGCAGAAAGGGACGCUCUUGUUGAGGAAAUCAAGCCUCUUCUCAGCCAGCUGAAGAAGUAUAGCUAUGGCAAACAAAUCGCAGCGAUUGAGAAACUAGUUGUGGACUCGAAUUCACCAACCAACGGCACCCUUCCUCAUACAACCUCUACCACACCGCCAAACUCGCACAAAUCCUCUCCCCAGCCAUCAAAGCGGGCUGUGAACGGCCUUGACGGCUGCCGAGCGCCAGUCGUGGGCGCGGCGCCCCCGACGCCGCCUCCAAUAGACACUCAGAGCAAUGGCGAUGGAUCCAGCGACACCAAGACCGUGACCAAGAGCACACCCCUCGCAGCAUCCGAGUCGGCUGGCACGACCCCGACUACUUCUGUGGAAAUCACCGGUGCCAACUAGAUUGCUAUGGCUUUCAAUUAUUCUUGCUUCUAUUGACAUAUUUUUAAACCUUUUCACGAUUCGCACACUCUAUUGUGUCGAGACACUCAACAUUAUUCUUAAUCCGGGCGUAUACAUACAGGCUUUCUGAGGGAUAUAUGAGCUAUCGCUUCGCUGU